This is a messenger RNA of Solanum verrucosum, 664 nucleotides long. RefSeq lists its product as uncharacterized. The record is from RefSeq and is a predicted model, not a curated record. NCBI's taxonomy places the organism in Eukaryota, Viridiplantae, Streptophyta, Magnoliopsida, Solanales, Solanaceae. The transcript is spliced from 3 exons.
GCACUAUCUACGAUACCAGUUGAUAAUUGAUUCAAUUUCUUAGUGAAUCAUGAUGGGUAUUCGCAAAUUUUGUAGACAACUUCACACAUUAUCUCGUGAAUUUGGCCCCAGCGAGACGUUGAAGAGGAAGGUUGCUGAAUUGAAAGUGAAGAAGAAAUGGAAAGAUCCUCGGAAGAAUCAGUUAUUUGUUCAGGUUCCUGAUUCAAGAUCAUUCCUUGAUACUACUACUAUGCCCAUGAUACUCACUGUUGUUGGGACCACACUUUUCGCAAAGCUCCCCAUGAUGUAUGAUGAUUCGAAGUCGCAGGAUAUGAUUGAGCGAAAAAUAUAGAAUGCGCCUGCUGGUCAAGGAACAGUUAGGAUGCUUACCCGCGAGGAAUGGGAAUUAGUUCAGGAAGUGCGACCAAGAACUCCGUUUGAAUCUAAACUAGCCCGUCCAAAUGCAAAGCUUAGGACAGGGGAGCCUUUGAAGAUGGAAGAUGUCAAGGAUUGGACAAUAGUUGUUAUAACUGACGCACUAACACGAGCUGAAGAAUGUGUUAAACGAGGAUCGAACUAAGCUUUUAAGUCUAUAACAGUGGUAAGCUAGUUUAACAACAAUUGCUUCUUAUGUACUAGAAAGGCUCUACAACCUCAGCUGCCCAUUACAACAUACCAUCCUUCU